GUGCUCGCUUGUCGAAAUCAAAGUGAUCAUCACAAAAUCAUGGAAUGUAUUGUUACAGUGAAGGCUAGAGGCAGCCAUAGAUCCCAUAGCUUCAUGUAAACUCCUGCAGAGAUCGAGUGCCCACAGUUCUGUAAAUUUCACCGGUUUACCGACGACCACUGAAUCGCUUCGUGAUGCAUCAUUAGAUGCCUCGUGCAGCCAAAAAAAGGAAUCGAAUUCCAUCCCAACCAAUCCUUUCCCUCCUCGCCUAAACGCUCAAGACUCCAAGCAACCGCAAAAUAACCACCGUUUCCUUCCAACCCCGCGAAUCUUCGACCCCCUUCCCAACCCGACACGCCACACCAUGAGUCCAUGACACCACUCGCCCCUUUCCAGCCUUCCUUCCCCUUCUCGUGGCCUCCGAAUCCCCCAGCUCACGCCUCCGCUGCCAAACCCUAGCCGGCCAUCUCCGCGAGAUGGACGAGGACUGGGAACUCCUGCUCGCGUCCCCCAAGGCGGCGGCGGCCGAACCGUACGCCGGUGGCGGCGGGGAGGACGACGCCGGCGCCAUCAAGCACGACUACUUCGACCUCGGCUCCGACGCCAAGUACCCCAGGAGGGCGUCGCUGUCAAAGGAGGACGAGGAGGAGGGGGAGGCGGAGGGGCUUCUUGCGGGGUCGGACAACGCGAGCUGGGUGGAGCCGGACCCCGACGAUCUUCUCUUUCCCGGCCGUGACCGAGCGGCGCUGUGGUCGGACUCGUCCUCGGACGGGGAGAGGCCGGAGGUCGAGGUGACCGAACCCGUGGAGCGGACCAGGGCGGAGGCCGGGGCGGCGGCGGAAGAGGAGGGGGCCGAAGGCGCGGUGGCGAAGGGAGGAGGACCUGUCCGGUGGUGGAAGUUGUCGCUGGACGCGCUGCGCGUGUGGGCCCUGCGCGCCGCGAGGAGCGCCUGGUCGGUGCCGUUCGCCGUCGCGCUGCUCGGCUUCGCCGUGCUCGGGCGUCGGCUGUACCGGAUGCGCCGCCAGAGCAAGGCCGUCGGGCGCGUCCGCCUCGUCCUCGACGAAAAGAAAGUUUUAUCCUGGACUUGUUCGUCUCUGCAGAAGGCAUCCCAAUUCAGGGGCCAAGCAUCACGUCUGAAUGAACCCACCACUAUGCUGCGGCGAGCUCCAAUCAUAAAGCCUAUGCUUCCAGCAAAUGGAGUUACUCCAUGGCCUGUCCUGGGACACCUGUGAGAUUUGCGACCAGUGACAUAGAGCUAAUAAUACCUUAAUCCCCAGUCAACCAGCGUCACUCGCCUUGCUACUGGCGAGUGGCUAGCAUACUAUGCAAACCCAUAUGUACCGGCAGCUUGUAAUUUGGAAUUGCACAGUUGUGGUUGUGGAAUGUGGAAGACCUUGAAAGUUUCCGUCCAUGCGGAAUGAUAUUUAGGCCUGCUCUAGUUCAUGUUUCUUUUGUAACCUUGUUUACAUUUUUAUUUUCUGUAGCAUUGUAUCACCGAUCCUUUGUGCUUGAGAUGUAUAUGACUGAAGUGCCCAUACUGUGGAUGUAUAUGACUAAAAUAUACAUAAGUCAAUACAGAGUGGUAGUUCGAUUCUGUCAA
Molecule: messenger RNA, 1579 nt
Organism: Panicum virgatum (switchgrass)
Lineage: Eukaryota; Viridiplantae; Streptophyta; Magnoliopsida; Poales; Poaceae
Exons: 2
Coding region: 456-1211 (251 amino acids)
Source: RefSeq, a predicted model, not a curated record